Molecule: messenger RNA, 1086 nt
Organism: Pocillopora damicornis (cauliflower coral)
Lineage: Eukaryota; Metazoa; Cnidaria; Anthozoa; Scleractinia; Pocilloporidae
Source: RefSeq, a predicted model, not a curated record
AACCUCAAAUGGUUCUAAAAAUGUACAAAGGGAUUUUCGCUCUGGUAUCACUGGCGUGCAUCUUGCUCGUCAUGAAUUAAUGAAUUUCAUGGGCUGCCUUAGGAACUUUACACUCGACCAGUGCUAUGGUGAUUACCUGAAAACUCAUCACAGCAUGAUGGAACCAAUGAGACGAAUGGCCGACAUGAAAGCCAGAAUUCACAAUUUUGGCCGCUUGAUGUGUGGUAUGGACGGAAAUGGUUAUAAUGUCACAGGGCUACCUAAGAACAUUACUGACCUGCUGAAAUGCAAGAAAGAGUUUUACGACAAUGGAAAAGGCUGUGCUAAACCGUUCCACGACAAAUUCAAGGCCAAGGCUAAACCAGAGGACUUGUGCAAAUAUUUCAUGAAGGCAAAGGAGUGUCAGGUAGAUUUAAUGAAGAAGUACUGUGCACCGAGCAAGCCCCACAAGCCUGAUCCCUUUAAUCCAUUCUGUCCCGGUGAAAAAGAUCCGUCCUCUCAUGCAGGAGCAGGAAAACUAAACACGGGUGUGGCCCUCGUAUUUGUGGGCCUUGCUCUUCAUUUUUUGUCGUAAGCCUCUGACUGCGGAUGCACAUGAGUUUUCCAGUUUACACUAUGACACUGUUAGUAGAAUCAUAGCAGACAGCUUGAACAAAAGAAUUUUGCGAAAUCUUUAUUUCAUGUAGAUGUCGAAUGCAUCCGUCCUCACGAAGCUCAGAAUUUUACUAUUGAAUCAGCAAUUGGAAGAUUUUCCCAGAUGUUAUGCCAAUGACAAAUGUUAGUUUUCAAAGUUAUCAUGUCCGUUUUAUUGUUAUCAUUUAUUAGCCUGCCGUGCUUGGAAAUUCCUUUGCCUGUUUGCUAGCACUGGAAAUGUAUACGUACAAUAAAGCACUUUGAACACAAAUAAUAUGGCGUGUUUGAUUAGUGUUGCAGACAGUAGCCAGCCAUCCGACAGACCACGGGGUGUGUAAACUUAUUAAGCUCCAUUUUGUUGCAAAGAGAACUCUAUUGUCGGUUUAAGAGACAAUGACGCGAAAAACUGAUUUUAGAAAACGAGCUAAAAUAAAAACCAAGCACGUUUGGGCA